AGUGCAGUGCUUAACACAGAAGCCCGCACUGUAGAAGCAGACGUCCUGAGCCGCCGCUGUGUCAUGAUGCGGCUGGCGGAUUUCUCCUAUGAGCAGUACCAGAAGGCUCUCCGCCAGUCAGCUGGUGCUGUGGUGAUCAUCUUGCCGCGAUCUAUCUCUUCUGUCCCACAGGAUGUUGUAAGGCAAUUCAUGGAGAUAGAGCCGGAAAUGCUUGCUAUGGAAACUAUUGUGCCAGUCUACUUUGCAGUGGAAGAUGAAGAGCUGCUGUCUAUCUAUGAACAAACGCGGGCUGCUUCUGCGUCCCAGGGUUCUGCCUCGGCUGCAGAAGUUCUGCUGCACACGGCAACUGCCAAUGGCUUCCAGAUGGUGACCAGCGGGGCUCAAAGCAAAGCCAUCAAUGACUGGCUCAUACCCAGCGUGGAGGGAAGGCUUACGGGGCUGGGUGGAGAAGACCUGCCCACUGUUGUGAUAGUUGCCCACUAUGAUUCUUUUGGAGUGGCUCCGUGGCUGUCACACGGUGCUGACUCCAAUGGCAGCGGUAUCUCAGUGCUACUGGAACUAGCCAGGCUGUUUUCCCGGCUCUACACCUACAGACGUACCCAUGCUGCGUAUAACUUGCUGUUCUUUGCAUCCGGAGGUGGCAAGUUUAAUUAUCAAGGAACCAAGCGGUGGCUGGAAGACAAUUUGGACCACACUGAUUCCAGCCUGCUGCAGGACAACGUAGCAUUUGUUCUCUGUCUUGAUACUCUGGGCCGAGGCAAUAGCCUUCAUCUCCAUGUCUCAAAGCCUCCCAAGGAGGGGACCUUGCAGCACGCGUUUCUGAGGGAACUGGAGAUGGUUGUUGCCAGCCAGUUCCCAGAGGUGAAGUUUUCCAUGGUGCACAAGAAGAUAAACUUGGCUGAGGACAUGCUGGCAUGGGAGCAUGAGCGUUUUGCGAUCCGACGCUUGCCAGCAUUCACCAUCUCCCAUCUGGAGAGCCACCGGGACAGCCUGCGCAACAGCAUCAUGGAUAGGAGGGCACGAAUAGACACUAAGGCACUAACCAGGAAUACUAGGAUCAUUGCUGAGGCUUUGACAAGGGUCAUCUACAACCUAACAGACAAGGGAGCACCUGCAGAUCUGCAGAUCUUCACGGAUCAGAUGCAGAUCCAGCAGGAGCAAAUAGAAUCAGUGAUGGACUGGCUGAGCAGUCAGCCCAGGGCUGCCCAGCUGAUUGAUAAAGACAGCACCUUCCUCAACACCUUAGAAUAUUAUAUGGGUCGCUACCUGAAGGAUGUCAAACAGCAUCAUGUGAAGGCAGACAAACGGGACCCUGAGUUUGUUUUCUAUGACCAGCUGAAACAGGUGAUGAAUGCGUACAGGGUCAAGCCAGCGAUCUUUGACCUGCUUCUUGCUGUCUGUAUCGCGGCCUACCUUGGUGUUGCCUACGUUGCAGUGCAGCACUUUGGUCUCCUUUACAAGAUGAUACAGAGAUUGUCCCUUAAAACCAAGCAGCAGUGAAGCAACGAGUCAUCACCCAUACAGCAGUACUGAGCCAUCGGUGAGCCCAUCAGGAACCUUCUGCCUUCCAUUGAAUCCUGCUGUUUCUCUUUCUCUGUCUCCUCUUUGCUACUCUAGAGAGAGGAGGAAGGCAGAAAGAAAACGAAAUUUUAACUCUUGUGCACCUUUUAAGUGCUUUUCUUCACUUUCUUCCCCUGACUUGCACCAUGUCUGUUUUCCUUUGCUUUUUGGUGAGGGAGAGGCUCAGAGACUUCAGUGGUUCCUGCGGGUUGUUUAAACACUGAACGGCUGAUUCUGAGCAGCUUCUCUGAGAGUAAAACCAAGUCCAGCACCUUCACGGACACAUGUGCCAUACAGCCAACUUGGAAACUGAAACUACGGAGUAGAGUGACAUGUUAUCUCUGCCCAGCAAACAAGGACUCAGAGCAGUUGUUUAAAAGGAA
Messenger RNA from Pelecanus crispus (Dalmatian pelican), 1943 nucleotides. Lineage: Eukaryota; Metazoa; Chordata; Aves; Pelecaniformes; Pelecanidae. The record is from RefSeq and is a predicted model, not a curated record.